Drosophila mojavensis is the source of this 340-nucleotide messenger RNA. RefSeq lists its product as uncharacterized. The transcript is spliced from 2 exons. The record is from RefSeq and is a predicted model, not a curated record. Bases 44 to 271 code for a protein of 75 amino acids. Lineage: Eukaryota; Metazoa; Arthropoda; Insecta; Diptera; Drosophilidae.
UUCAGCAUUUUAGCUUGAAGCAACAAUUACAAGAUUUCGGAAAAUGUCUCUCCGUUUCGCCCUGAUCUGCCUAGCACUUCUUGUGCUGGUCUACGCACCAUUGCCUACAUCAGCGGCACCCCUAGAGGCUGCUUUAGUGGAAGCUAAUAGCUUGCCCCAACUUGAACUAGCUGCAUCCCCAUCCACACCGUCCUCAGACCCGGCUAUUCCAAAGCAGCGCACUUUCUUCCUAUUGCUGCCUCUGCUGGACCCCAACCAAUUCUACUUCUAAUCAAUGGCCGAGUGAUGUCGUAAUAUACAUAAAAGAACUUAAAAAUAAAGUUAAAAUUGUAGCAUGAGA